GCCGAGUUCUUGACGCCAAAAAAGCAGGCACCAUCGACCGCAACAGUGACUGAGACACUACAAGCACAAGCUAGAUACACAAGAGCAGCAUCGCACGGCAGGAUAGAAGCAACAAGAACCACCGCCGGCAUCCGCAAAAAAGCAUCACCACCACUCGAGCAGACCGUUACACUACGCUAGACUGCUCUACACUGCACUGCAUUUCGGCACAACACUCCACUCCACGAGACCGAACAAUACCACACAAGACAAGACAAGACAAGACAAGACAAGAGAUGAAGAUCGCCUCUCGCAACUCGGCACUGGCGGCAGCCCUCUGCCUCGCGGCGUCGGCCCUGGGAGGGGCCCUGGCCUUUGCCCCCCACCACGCCGCGCGGAGGGCGCCAACGGUCCAAAGCAGCAGCAGCAGCACCUCCCUCUCCGUCAAGAUCCCCCGGGUGGAACUCCCCGAGGCGGUCGCCAGCCAGCUGGGCGAGUUCGACCUGAAAAACCCCAACGCCAUGAACGACGACGACUACCGGAGCUACUCGGGCGCCGCCAUCGCCGGGACCCUGGCCUUUUCCCUCCUGCCGGGGGCCCUGGUCUCCGGCAUCUACAGCGACCUCGGGCCCGUCGCCAUUGCCACGCUCAUCGACUUUUUGUUCUCGGCGAUCGUCGGCGGCGGCCUGGCGAUCUACCUGUCCCUCCGGAAGGACCAGAUCGGCGAGACCGUCCGCUCCUACGGCAACCAGCUGCUCUCGGCGGCCAAGGACGCCACCGGGAUCGGGACCCUCCGCUACGACCUCCCCGUGGCCGCCACCGACGUCUUGACCGGUGAACUGGGCCUCCUGGACCCCAACAAGAUGGACGAGGACGACUACGACGGGUACUCCGGGGCGGCCGUCGCCGGGACCCUCCUCUUCUUUCUGCUGCCCGGGGCCCUCGCCACCGGCGCGGCGGGAAUCCUGGGGGACUUUGCUUCCUCGGCGGCGGUCGAUUUCGUGCUCUCGGCCCUGGUCGGGGGGGGCGCCUGCAUCUACCUCUCGCUCCGCAGGGACGAGGUCGGGGCGACCGUUAGCCAACUGGGAGGGCAGUUCCUGGACGUCGUCGACGGGGUCCUCGGAGCCGAGGAGGACACCAAGCUGCUGGAGGAGUAAGCAAGCACGCACAAGCGUUGUUCCGCAAGCAUUGUUGUGCCUCGUGCUUUGCCGCGACGUGUCUGCCCGUUGCAACACACACACACACACACCGCGGCGAGUGCAUCAUCCCGCAUCGAUGGAACAGGGAGAAAACAAAAAAGCCACUGUUUCGAAAGGCCGGGACGAAUCCAUAAAACCAGACGUAUAGUACUACUAGUAGUUAUAAAUCAUUAGAAAAUUUGUUGCAGUGGCAAGAUGGAUCAAGGGAAAGUAGUGGUACCAAUAGCAGCAACAGUAGUAUGAGGAGAUACUAGUAGUCAUUCUCCGUUCAUUCAUUCUUUCUUUGAGACAACACGCAAUGUUGACAACAACCAAAUUGUUCGUGACUCUGAAUACUCCUAAAGUUGCAACAGGAUAGAUAUCGCUGGGCUGAGCAUAAUCAUUAUU
Molecule: messenger RNA, 1565 nt
Organism: Pseudo-nitzschia multistriata
Lineage: Eukaryota; Bacillariophyta; Bacillariophyceae; Bacillariales; Bacillariaceae
Source: the annotation of a GenBank genome assembly